AUGGUGGUCAUCACACGUAGCCAAGGUCACAAAAUUGUUGAACAGAUGGCGCUUCGGAGAGCUGUCCAGUCUGUCAUCUUUGUAAUACAUGCAGAUUUCCUUGAUUCCUUUCUCGAUGCGGCGUUAUAUAACAACAACCUCGCCACAUCCGUACAGUCACUUCACAUUAUCUUCCAUCGCACCUUCCCCCCUAUCCCAAAGCUGUGCCGAUGUCUACUUGCAAUCAGAAAUGUGGUAGACUUGGAACUGCAGCUUCCUCGUGCCUCAGCCGCUAAUUGGGUCGAAACUAUCGAGGACACGAUUAUUACGACUAGCAAAUACCCGUUUGUCCUUCUGUCUGAAAUUGAGGGUCCCUCUCUGCGUAACGUCUCUGACUUCGCGCUGCCUUUGAUUUGUCUACUGUCAUCAUCAUCCACUUCAACCACGGCUUUAACAGUUCUCCAGUUGGAUUUUGAUCCGACUGAUUACGACCUUCUUCGGCGCAUAGCGAAUGCCGCUCCAUUCGUUACAACCCUGAAACUGGUGGAGAGAAGUCGAAGUGUAUCUGCCCGAAUGCCUCGUCUGCGCCGAGCUUGGAACUUUUACCACCAAUGGGCGCAGGACCUCGCACAACUGAAGCGAUUGCAUCGAUUUGCGCUUAAAACAUCACUGUCCAUGGUUCAGAACCCUGGUUCAGAUGAAGAUGAAAGGAAAUUGUUGACCCAGUGGCGCCUUGACCAUUACAGUACACACGACUGGAUAUAUGCAUGGGACCAGCCUAGCGUGUUGCGGCACCUCACAUUAUGGUAUCUAGCUGAGUCGAAGGCUGGCAUUUUGAGUAGUUGGGAUAUGGUAGAUGGAUGUUGGCUUAAGACAAGGGGUUAUUUAGAUCCCCCUGCAGACGCUUUCUGUUGA
Messenger RNA from Serpula lacrymans var. lacrymans S7.9, 894 nucleotides. RefSeq lists its product as uncharacterized. NCBI's taxonomy places the organism in Eukaryota, Fungi, Basidiomycota, Agaricomycetes, Boletales, Serpulaceae. The record is from RefSeq and is a predicted model, not a curated record. The coding region runs from base 1 to 894 and encodes 297 amino acids. The transcript is spliced from 6 exons.